AUGAAAGUUUCAGCGGCAGUAGUGUGCGUGACACUGUUGGAUAGACUGAAGAGAGAUCAGAUAGAGCUCCUUGAGGACACUCUCAAGCAGUUUGAAAUGCGCGUCUACAAACUGGUCAACACAUUCAUCAAAAUGCAGCUGAAACUGCAGUAA
This is a messenger RNA of Gongylonema pulchrum, 153 nucleotides long. NCBI's taxonomy places the organism in Eukaryota, Metazoa, Nematoda, Chromadorea, Rhabditida, Gongylonematidae. The record is from the annotation of a GenBank genome assembly.